Molecule: messenger RNA, 1293 nt
Organism: Polyodon spathula (Mississippi paddlefish)
Lineage: Eukaryota; Metazoa; Chordata; Actinopteri; Acipenseriformes; Polyodontidae
Product: zona pellucida sperm-binding protein 3-like
Exons: 9
Coding region: 1-1293 (430 amino acids)
Biological process (GO): positive regulation of acrosome reaction; egg coat formation; binding of sperm to zona pellucida
Cellular component (GO): extracellular matrix
Molecular function (GO): acrosin binding
Source: RefSeq, a predicted model, not a curated record
AUGCAUGUUUGUGUGGCCGUGUUAUUGAGCAUUUCAUGGGCUGCCCUCUGCUCCAGCUACCGCAGUCAUUUCGAAGACACUAAAGAAAUCUUCCACAAGCAACGCCAGAAAGCGGCUGUCCUUCACGAAAAACUACCGACGAACUACCUUCAGAAGGGACCCUCCCGGGACACCUCUGUGUACCGGAGCGUGGGCCGGGCCGUCUCUCCGCUGGCCACGGUCACGGUGCGCUGCGGUCAAGCUAACAUGCGCCUCAACGUUAGCGCCGAUCUCUUCAGCAACGGCCGCCGGGUCAGUGGCACCGAUCUCCGGCUAGGACGGGACCCCGCUGCCUCCGGGGCUUGCAGACCCGCUCUCAACAUCGUUGCUUCUGCUUAUUACGUCAUUGACACCGCGCUUCACGCAUGUGGAAGCUCUCUGCUUAUGACGUCAGACAAACUGGUCUACACCAACGUGCUGGUUUACACUCCCCCUGCUAACGACGUCAUCGUGCGAACCAACGGUGCCGUCAUCCCUAUCGAGUGCCACUACCCGAGGAAACACAACGUCAGCAGCCAAGCACUCAAACCGACCUGGAUCCCGUUCAGCUCCACUAAGUCAGCCGGGGAUGUCCUGGAAUUCUCCCUUCGGCUCAUGAGCGAUGACUGGGUCACUCCCAGGAUCUCCAACGUGUUCUACCUGAACGACCCGGUCCGGAUCGAAGGCUCGGUCAACACCCAGAACCACCUUCCCAUGAGGCUGUUCAUUGACCGCUGUGUGGCGACUCUGGGACCCGAGCAGGACUCUGGCCCGCGCUACGCGAUCAUCGACUACAAUGGCUGCCUGGUGGAUGGUUCCUCUCCUGACUCCAGCGCUGUGUUCCGCUCCCCUCGGAUCCAGCCCAACAAGCUGCAGUUCAGUGUACCAGCGUUCAGAUUCCACAGGGAGGCGAACAACCUGAUAUACCUGACCUGUCACCUGAAGGUCACUGCAGUGGAGGGCACCCCUGACUCUGCCAACAAAGCCUGCUUCUUCAACAAGGUUGUGAACAGUUGGUCUGCAGUGGAAGGCUCUCCUGGGGUGUGUGCCUGCUGUCAGACUGGGACCUGCCCGUCCUCCAGAGCUCGAGCGCGGAGGGACCUGCAGCCUGUGCUUGAGCUGACUGGAGCAGACGCCUCUCUGGGCCCCCUUGUGAUCCGGGACUCCUUCCCAGGGGAGGGAACACCAGGACUGGGCAACCCUGUCUUCAGAGUGGAGGAGAAGGGGGCAGGUGGGGGUUUUGGAUCUGUUUUAGGAUUGGUCAUCGGGGGGUGA